GCGGGACAGCCUUUCCUGGCUGCUCCUUGAAGAAGGGAGUUCACAAGCAGCAGAGCACUCGCUGCCUGCUGUGUCUCGUCCAGCUGCGGCAGGGCUGAGCCCAAAUGGCUCCAGCAGGGACAAGAUCUCUCCUGGAGGCAGCGCCGCAGGGUCCUGCAGCCUGCUGCCUUGAAAACCUCCUGGAGAUCUGUGUUCUUUAAGACAUUUUGAGGGGCAAUUCCCAGAAGCCGCAGUCAGCUGAGGCAAUUCAGGGUGCAGGAGGAGCAAAAUCAUGGAGUUGGAGAGGAAAAUGCUACCCUUGGGAGCAGGAGCCAAGGGCUGGGCAGCAAAAAUGAGGGACUGGGAGCAAAGCACAAUCUUUGACCCAUAUGAGAUCCAGUGGCCUGAAUCCUCAGCUGAAGACGCAAAGCGGCUGCAGGGCAGCAUGGGUGGGGUUUGGCUCCUUUUUUGUGUUGUGGGGCAGCUCAAGCCUUUUUCCUUUGCAUCUUGCAGGAGGCUCUGGAGAUGUUGCUCUCAGGGGGUCCUCCAACAGCUCAAGGCCAUCCCUUGGCUGAUUAUCAUUACGCAGGCUCUGAUAGAUGGACACCUGAGGAGAAGGAGGCCUUCCAAAAGGCUUUCCACACCUACGGCAAGGAUUUCCAUCUCAUCCAGAAGCAGAUCCCAAGUAAGACCGUGGCACAGUGUGUGGAGUAUUACUACUGCUGGAAAAAAGAGCAGAAACUUGCCAGCAGCACUCUUGCUCAGGGAGUUUGAAACAAUCAAGGAGAGGAACAAGCACAGAAGAAGACAUUGCCCACACAAGGAUGCACAGCCUCUCCCCAAGAAGAAAAGGCCAAAUUAGCCCUGCAUUUGCCCCAGGCUAGCAAGAGUUAGGCGUCAAGAGGAUAGAUAGAAAUAAGAUUGUUUUUCAAGUUUUUAGGAUUGUUUAUUCUUCUAUUAGUUUACAUGAUAGUAAUCUCUCUGUUUAUUAGCUAAGAUAUAUAAGUAUUAUUCAAGAUGUAUCAGUAGUGUUAGAUUUAGCAAUAAAUGUAACAGGUUUGGUGUUUCUAUGCUUCAACUUUUCACAUUUUGUCUUUGUUGAGACACAAUCUGUUUUUAUCAUUAAACCAAAGUUUGCUCCA
Messenger RNA from Passer domesticus (house sparrow), 1121 nucleotides. RefSeq names its product zinc finger protein 541-like. Gene Ontology annotation, biological process: regulation of transcription by RNA polymerase II; negative regulation of DNA-templated transcription. The coding region runs from base 505 to 753 and encodes 82 amino acids. NCBI's taxonomy places the organism in Eukaryota, Metazoa, Chordata, Aves, Passeriformes, Passeridae. The transcript has 4 exons. Gene Ontology annotation, cellular component: transcription regulator complex; histone deacetylase complex. Gene Ontology annotation, molecular function: transcription corepressor activity. The record is from RefSeq and is a predicted model, not a curated record.